This is a messenger RNA of Falco peregrinus (peregrine falcon), 542 nucleotides long. RefSeq names its product ribosomal protein L34 (gene RPL34). Gene Ontology annotation, molecular function: structural constituent of ribosome. The transcript is spliced from 5 exons. NCBI's taxonomy places the organism in Eukaryota, Metazoa, Chordata, Aves, Falconiformes, Falconidae. Gene Ontology annotation, biological process: translation. The record is from RefSeq and is a predicted model, not a curated record. Bases 146 to 499 code for a protein of 117 amino acids. Gene Ontology annotation, cellular component: ribosome.
GGCGCCCGCCCGCCUCCGUGGCCGGGAGAGGCGCCACAGCGCGCAGGUGCCGCUAUUCCUUCCGGGUGCCGGCGCGCCGCUAUUUCAACGUUGACCCGCGCGUUUCCGCUUCCUCUUCCGGGUCCGGCGGCGCCAGGUGUAAAAAAUGGUUCAGCGCCUGACCUACCGCCGUAGGUUGUCCUACAACACAGCUUCCAACAAGACCAGACUGUCCCGAACACCCGGGAACAGGAUUGUUUACCUUUACACCAAGAAAGUGGGGAAGGCACCAAAGUCAGCAUGUGGUAUAUGCCCAGGAAGACUUCGUGGUGUUCGUGCUGUGCGUCCUAAAGUUCUUAUGAGGCUGUCAAAAACGAAGAAACAUGUUAGCAGAGCCUAUGGUGGUUCCAUGUGUGCUAAGUGUGUUCGCGACAGAAUCAAACGAGCUUUUCUUAUUGAGGAGCAGAAGAUUGUUGUGAAGGUGUUGAAGGCACAAGCACAGAGCCAGAAGUCAAAGUGAAUCUAUUUGUAGUUUCACCCCAAUAAAUGAAAGCUCCACUUUU